Messenger RNA from Colletotrichum tamarilloi, 912 nucleotides. RefSeq names its product X-Pro dipeptidyl-peptidase protein. The transcript has a single exon. The record is from RefSeq and is a predicted model, not a curated record. Gene Ontology annotation, molecular function: hydrolase activity. Lineage: Eukaryota; Fungi; Ascomycota; Sordariomycetes; Glomerellales; Glomerellaceae. Bases 1 to 912 code for a protein of 303 amino acids.
AUGUCUCUGAUCAGCAUCGCCAAAGGCAGCUUCCACUUAGCUGGCCUGCUCCACCGCCCGGAAAACGCUUCAUCUUUGGCUCCAGGCCUCGUCGUUGUUCACCCUGGCGGCGGAGUCAAAGAGCAGACUGCCAACCUUUAUGCUCAGCGCAUGUCUCAACAGGGAUUCGUCUCCGUUGCCUUUGACGCACUCUACCAAGGACAAUCCGAGGGAAGCCCGCACUACCUAGAAGACCCAGGCUCUAGGGUCUCGGAUGUAUCCUCUGUUGUGGACUACCUACAGACCCUAGACUACGUUGAUCCUGACGCGAUCACAGUUCUCGGGAUCUGCGCUGGCGGCGGGUACGGAAUCGCCGCGGCAGCCACUGACCACCGAAUCAAGGCGGUAGCCGCAAUCAGCCUGGUCAACAUUGGCGACACGAAUCGCCAGGGCUGGCUGAACACCCUGAACACUUCGGAUGCUUACGCUACAGUCGAGUCCGCGGCGGAAGUCAUUCAAGACAUCGCCGGGGGUGGCAACAUUACCUACCUCCAAUACGUUCCCGACCCUCCCCAAGCCGACACACCCCCAGACCUGGUCGACGCUUGGGACUAUUACCGCACACCUCGCGGCUUUUACAACACGUCCGAGAACCGUAUGCACCCCGCUUCUGUCCCUCUUAUUUAUCGUUUCGACUCUUGGCACCUCGCAGACCAGUUUCUUUCUCAACCAACGAUCUUGAUUGCCGGGGAGGACGCCGAUAGCCGUUGGGGCACUGAUGACAUCUACGAGAAGAUCAAGGAUUCCAAUCCUAACGCAGUGAAGAUUUUGGUACCUGGUGGACGCCACAUGGAUUUCUAUGACCGGGAGCUGUACGUUGCUCCCUCGGUUGCUAAUGUGGCGGACUUUUUCAAAACACACCUCAAUCUUUGA